This is a messenger RNA of Nicrophorus vespilloides, 1593 nucleotides long. It is a transcript of the gene Adk2, whose product is annotated as adenosine kinase 2. Bases 255 to 1475 code for a protein of 406 amino acids. The record is from RefSeq and is a predicted model, not a curated record. The transcript has 4 exons. Gene Ontology annotation, molecular function: adenosine kinase activity. Gene Ontology annotation, biological process: purine ribonucleoside salvage. Lineage: Eukaryota; Metazoa; Arthropoda; Insecta; Coleoptera; Silphidae. Gene Ontology annotation, cellular component: nucleus; cytosol.
CGUGCACCGUUGCCAAGGGUUACCGAAGAUAAUAAAGCGUGAGUGAGUGAGAGAGAGAGAGAUCGACGCAAAGAAUGCGCCGCCCCUCCAAAGCCGCCUCCGCACAUGUCUGCCCGCCCGCCCGUCCGCCUGGGGUCAAGCACGUGGUGAAAAAUGUAAUCUACUAGCAGCUAGAUGCAUCCAUCGCCUACUUACACGUUCUAUCUCUAUUAUGGAUUGGGAGAAUAGGAAAAGUGUUAGAUGACGUCACGUGAAUGUGGUGCCGUACGGACGAACGAAAGGACGGACGGACGGACAGAGGGACGGAAAAACGCGCGCGCGACUUCAGAUUCUUUCCAUCGGCAACGGUCGUACCGAUCGCACGCAAAGAUCGACGACACGAAAAUAACCGCAAAAUAAGCACACUCGUUGAUCGAACAGAACAACAAAACAAAAUGGAAAUUUCAAAUCUGAGGGAAGGUUUGCUGCUGGGCGUUGGAAACCCGCUUCUGGACAUCUCUGCCAAAGUCAAUUUGGAGUUCCUCAGCAAGUAUGACAUGAAGAAGAACGAUGCGAUCCUCGCCGAGGAUAAGCACAAACCCAUAUACAAGGAGCUGAUGGACAAGUAUCAGGUGGAGUUCACAGCAGGUGGGAGCGUGCAGAACACGCUGCGCGUUUCACAAUGGAUCCUGGAGAAACCCAAAGUGACGACAUUCUUCGGGGCGGUCGGAGAGGACGAGUACGCGAAAAUCCUGCAGGAGCGGGCGAUCGCGGAAGGAGUGAACGUGCAAUAUCAGCAUGCACAGGACUCGUCGACUGGUACAUGUGCCGUCCUCAUCACCGGCACCGACCGCUCUCUCUGCGCUAACCUCGCCGCAGCCAAUCUCUUCACACCCGACCACCUCGCCAAAAGCGAGAACAAGAAGCUCAUCGAAUCCGCCCAAUACUUUUACAUCUCGGGUUUCUUCCUGACAGUGAGUCCUCCAUCUAUCCAGGAGAUCGCCAAACACGCUUUGGCCCACAACAAGACUUUCAUCAUGAACUUAAGCGCUCCAUUCUUGUCCACCUUCUACAAGAAACCACUCAUGGAAGCGAUGCCCUACGUGGACAUCCUCUUCGGCAACGAAAGCGAAGCUGAAACAUUCGCCUCGGAGCAGAACUUCCAAACCAAGGACCUGAAGGAGAUCGCGCAGAAGAUCUGCGAUCUGCCCAAGCAGAACGAGAACAAGAAGCGUAUUGUGAUCAUAACGACCGGCACGAAUCCGGUGAUCCUCGCCGACAACGGCAAAAUAACCGAAUAUCCGAUCAUCAAGUUGGAGCACGAGAAGGUCGUCGAUACGAACGGCGCCGGAGAUGCGUUCGUCGGCGGUUUCUUGGCCCAGUACAUUCAGCAGCAGCCGCUCGAAGUGUGCAUCAAGUGCGGCGUCUGGACGGCCAGUCAGAUCAUCCAGCGCUCAGGAUGCACGUUCGAAGGCAAAGCCACCUUCAAACCGUGAUCUCUCGAAUAAGAGCAAUACUAAACAAUACACACACACACUAAACAAAAAGGGGACACAACAACGAGAUUAAUUCGCAUUUAAAGACACACACACACACCUAUACCAAAAAAAAAAA